ACUGUAUAAUAAAGUGAGAAUCAGUCUGUCGUGUUCACACAGGGGCUGUGGUCCCCCAUGUGCUGCAGAGUUCUGCCCCCUGCUGGCAGGUGUGAGUAUCCGCUCAGCAGCUUCACUAGCUUCAGUUCACACACAUGCUAACUCCUGAGCUGCUGGAACGCUGCUAAACGAUGAACCGUCACAGCCAUGUCCCGUUCGGUUCCUCCGCGGCUCCUCCAGCUGCUGCCCCUCCACCUCCCAAACACAAGCCCGGAAGAAUACCCAAAGACUUCAUGGAGGCUAUGAAACGUCUCCCGGUGAAGGUAGCAGACAAUUCCAACAUAAGGCCGCCGUCCAUCGAGGCUGCUGAGCCACAACCCACCAAGAAGAGAGCAGGAAAACCUUCUGGCUUCAAAUGGAAGUCUUCAUUCACACCAUUAGGAGGUGAAGAAGGAGAAGAAGAAAAAGAAGAGGAAGAAAAAGAAGAAGAAGAGGAGUACUCUCCAGACAAAAGCACAACCAAUUCAGAAAUGGUUGAGCUCUACGACCCGUAUGAACCUGGCUUGUCAGACUCUGAAUUCGAGUUGGCACAGAGCAAAGCUCAACAUCACUCCUCACUCGAUCAGGAGAACAACACGGAAAGCCAACGUUUGUCUCCAGGUAGCGGCUGCCGGGACAAAGGCCGCUGGGACUCACCCUACCCUAAGCCGGGGAACCAACUCUUUGACAGACCUGACUUAAGACAUGAGUUCAUACCCGAUGAAGGUACUGAAAAUGAAAGUCUCGGUUCUCGCCCACUGCCUGAGCGAGAAGCUUAUAGCCCGCACAGAGAACCAUUUGACCAACAGGAGUAUGACUCCAGAAGCCGUCCCCUGGACCACAGGGUGCGCAGCCCUGAGAGGAUCGUUGCCAGAUCCUCCAGCCAAGAGUUCACUGCAUCUUACCGAGGACAGGAGACCAAUGGGGAGGAGAGGAUGAGAAUGCCAGAACACAGGAGAGAGAUGACCACUACUGUCAGAUUAUCCCCUCCCAAGUUACGGCAAAAUUCUAGACAUCAUUCGGGGAAUAUGGAAAAAGAUCUGGAACCAAACAUGGCUGCCAAAGAAAGGACAAGAAACAGGACCAAAAUGGUUAUAACGGACAAGGAUCCCAUCACCUGUGACCUUUGUGAUGUGACGCUAGGCAAUGGGCAGGAGCUGGAGGCUCACCUGGACAGCAGAGGCCACUGGGACACACUGGAGUACAUUCAACAGAAUAAUAAUUACGAUGAUCUGGAGAUAGCUUUCCUGCAGGACGUCAUGCUGUACAAAAGCCGCCAGUGUAGCCGAGCCAUAGAGCAAAGCGCUGUUUUUGCUCUGCAGGAGAACGACCACAUGGCAAAGUUGGAAAUGUUCCACUGUGCAGCCUGCGACGUCUACGUAUCCACAUCUGCGUCCUCGGUGCAGACCCACAUUACCUCUAUGGACCACCUCUCCAACAUAAAGGAGUUUGAAGUGCACCAGAGACGGACUUGCCUCGACAAAGCCGUAACUAUAAUGAAUAAGCUGAAGCCUCAGUUUGAACACUUCGUAAAGGGUGACAACCUGUUUUAAUGACCGCGUCUUCAAAAAUCCUGGAAACAUAGGCGGUUCACUUCAGAUGGAGAGAAAUGGACUUCAAUUAAUUCUCCCCUCAGCAUUUUGCUCAGAGAACUCGGUUCAUGUUCUGGAUGAUGUUUUUCACACGUUAUUUCAUAUUUUGUACAUGUUAAAUACAAAACUCCAAUCAUCACCAUGUGGUAACUUCAAAUUUACACAACCGUUUAUCGUUUCAGUGCAACAAAAAAAAAGGUAGACAGUCAA
This is a messenger RNA of Limanda limanda (common dab), 1820 nucleotides long. Its product is annotated as DBIRD complex subunit ZNF326-like. The record is from RefSeq and is a predicted model, not a curated record. The transcript has 11 exons. Lineage: Eukaryota; Metazoa; Chordata; Actinopteri; Pleuronectiformes; Pleuronectidae. Bases 171 to 1571 code for a protein of 466 amino acids. Gene Ontology annotation, cellular component: nucleus. Gene Ontology annotation, molecular function: DNA binding; zinc ion binding.